UACAAACAAUAUAAAAACACAUUAUUUAAUGUGCAAUUUGCUUAGAAGUGGUUGCUCAAUCGGCCCUGUCUUCGAUUUCUUGGAAUUAUUUUGCUUGUGUUAGAGUCUCGAGAGAAACGUGCUCUUUCUUAAUUAUCAGUUUACCAAGAGCCUUGGAGCUGAGAAGAUCAAAGUGUAUUCAGAAAGAAAAAAAUGAGUGAUGACAAAGAUGUUUUGUUGGAGGAAGCCUGUUACAGGAUCACUGUUACCGACCAAGAAAAUGAUGAUGAACAACCCCAAGCAAUUCAUAACGACUCCAAUCUAGAAAUAAUUACUGAAGAUGAAUCACAUCCAUAUAAAUUUCUGCAAAAUUGCAGUUCUGCUGCAUUGUGGAUUUGCGUUCUUUAUAACUUUUCCAUGAUUUCGUUAAUAGUGUUAGUAUGCAUUUACAAACGCUGGAAUUAAAAAUGUUAACAAGAAAAAUGAUUUUUUAAAAGGGUAACAAAUAAAAAAUAUACUUAUA
Drosophila gunungcola (fruit fly) is the source of this 502-nucleotide messenger RNA. RefSeq lists its product as uncharacterized. The transcript has 2 exons. The record is from RefSeq and is a predicted model, not a curated record. NCBI's taxonomy places the organism in Eukaryota, Metazoa, Arthropoda, Insecta, Diptera, Drosophilidae. Bases 193 to 444 code for a protein of 83 amino acids.